Molecule: messenger RNA, 2237 nt
Organism: Stylophora pistillata
Lineage: Eukaryota; Metazoa; Cnidaria; Anthozoa; Scleractinia; Pocilloporidae
Product: epithelial sodium channel subunit alpha
Biological process (GO): sodium ion transmembrane transport
Cellular component (GO): plasma membrane
Molecular function (GO): ligand-gated sodium channel activity
Source: RefSeq, a predicted model, not a curated record
AUCAUGCAAAAAAGGUCAAUAACAAAUGUUACUAAUAUAAUGAUAUAAGAUGUUUAGCAUAGAAAUGGAAAUGCGGAAUUUUUUGACGUCAGCAAUGUUUUGUUGCCCUUAAUUAGCGCGUAUGAACCCAAAUUAGAUCACUGACUACGUGCCGAACGACAGACCGCUGUAGGACAAGCUUACAGAUCACCAAUCGCUCACAUGUACUCUUUGGGUAAUUGUCGAGGUCUUUUUGUUUGCACAAUAAUGAAAGAAAGUUCAUCUUGACGUAAAUCACCAAGGAGCCGAUACUCACCGUGAUCAGUCAGAAAAUUUGCUGCACUCGAAGGCUGAAAGAAAAACUGUUCUCGGAUCGUCAUUCUCUCUUUGAUCCCUGCUCAGAAGACAAACCAGUGACUUUGAAAUAGAGCUUGCCAUGGAAAAUACAAACCCCUUUCAACGGAAAAACGAGUUUGAGAUGUCCGUCAGGGAAGGAAUCAAAGGAGCUGGUGAAGACGUCAGCCAAGAUCUUUCGGAUGAUGAGGAAAAAACGUAUUCUGUACGACAUUUAAUUCUGGACUAUUGUGAAUACACGUCUGGCCAUGGUCCUCCGCGCAUCGUCGCCUCAAAACAAAUGAUAAGAAAAGUAUUUUGGACGUUGUUAUUUCUUGCAGCAUUGGCGGUGUCUUCAUGGCAAAUAAACACUCUGUUUGAUACGUAUAAAUUACGUCCACUGAGCACUCAUGUCUCGAUAAAACAUGAAACGAGUCUUGACUUUCCGGUGAUUACGAUUUGCAACUUCAAUGCUGUGAAAAUUGGUAAAAUUGAAGAUUUCCCUGAGGAUCUGAAAAAGGACAUUCAGGCAGAAACUACCAGCAAUAAUUCGCCAACACGAGGAAAGAGAGCAGUAAACCAGCCCCCCUCGUCCAAUAGUCCAAACAAUAUUGACGUCUUAGAGGAAGAAGAGGAAGGAUUUGAGAACCCGGAUGAUCUGGAUGAAGAUUUCAAGAACAGGGAACAAAUGAUAAUGAUAAUGGCUGAGGCUGGGGUCGAGGCACUAAAACCUCUUGGUCACCAGUUUGAAGAGUUUGUCUUGUCGUGCAGAUAUCGCGGAAUCUCGUGUGUAAAUUUCUCGAGUUCUUACUGGACACGCUUCUGGCAUUAUACCUACGGAAACUGUUACGUUUUUAACGCUGGUAAAGAUAAAACAGGAAAGAGAGCUGCCGUAUUGAAGUCUAACAAGCCUGGACCAUCACACGGACUAAACCUCGAGCUAAAUAUUGAGCAGGACGAAUACAUUGGAGCCUUUACAGAGGAAGCUGGGGUGAGGAUAGACAUAUCAAAUCAAGGAGAGAUGUCGUUUCCUCGCGAGAAAGGACUCAGCGCGGCUCCAGGAUUUGCCACGUCAAUAGGAAUAAGAAAGGUGGAGAUCCACAGAAAGGACCCAUUCACCAACAAACGAUGUCAAAAUACCUUGAGUUUGAGCGACGCCAACCUCUACAAUUAUCACUUUCAAGUAAAUUAUUCAGCCACGGCAUGCAAGGAAUCAUGUCUCGCUUAUAAUCAGAGGAAAGAAUGUAAAUGUAUGGAGUACAGAUUUCCUCUUCCUAAUGACAAGACCCCAGUUUGCGACAUUCUAAAUAAAACAGUCGUUAACUGUCUCAGCAAAGUACAGAAGGCAUUUAAACGAAAUGAAUUGAACUGCACGUUGUCAUGCCCACCACCCUGCAGGGAGAGCAUAUUUCAGCUCUCGUCAUCAUUCUCAGCCUGGCCUUCCAGUGGUUACAAGCCUUUUUAUAUUGACAAGCUCAACUCUCAGGACAAAUCUCAUAACCUCGAUUUUAAUUCAAAUUCAAGUAAUAUUCGCUCCAAUGUUUUGAAACUAAACAUAUUCUACGAGGAACUAAAUUAUGAAACCAUCAGAGAGGAAAGAUCCUAUGAGCUAGCAAAUUUCGUGUCCGAUCUCGGAGGGUCCCUUGGUUUAUGGAUUGGAAUGUCUGUUCUGUCGUUUGCAGAAGUUCUGGAAUUGUUGCUAUUGAUUAGUUACGCACUAUUUAGGAAAUUUCGAAGAAAAUUAAACGGUAAAAUACGAUCAUCUUCAUUUCAUGGCAAGGGAAAAGGAAAAGACGCCUUCUGAAAAGAUAUUAGUGAAGCUGGGUGGAAUAUCAUAGUUAAAGUGCAACUAAACCCCAAAAUUUUUUUUUGCUUAACGAAAUAAGCGUAUUUUUUGGAGUAUUUCGGUGCAAAAAUGUUUUUAU